UAUGCAUUCUCUUGCAGCAAAAUGUCUACUUUAAAGUUUAAAUUUAGUAAAUUAGGUACAAAUACUUACUAUUCUUCUGCAGGCUUCCCCCACUCUCUGAGCAUUGUCAUCCUAGGAUGAACACCAGCAUGUACAGCUUGGGGUUCACAGGGAGCCAGGGGCAGACUGACCAUUUGGAAACUCGGGCACUGCCCGAGGGCCCGGGGUCAGUAGGGGGCCCCAUGAAAUGCCCCUGGUACCUUUUUCGUAGGCUUUUUUGAGUUUGGGCAAGGACACAGGGGCCCCAUGAUCCCCUAUUGCCUGGGGGCCCCAUGA
This is a messenger RNA of Staurois parvus, 315 nucleotides long. NCBI's taxonomy places the organism in Eukaryota, Metazoa, Chordata, Amphibia, Anura, Ranidae. The record is from the annotation of a GenBank genome assembly.